Molecule: messenger RNA, 995 nt
Organism: Vigna unguiculata (cowpea)
Lineage: Eukaryota; Viridiplantae; Streptophyta; Magnoliopsida; Fabales; Fabaceae
Product: ras-related protein Rab11C-like
Molecular function (GO): GTPase activity; GTP binding
Source: RefSeq, a predicted model, not a curated record
CUUGCAAUGUGCCUCUUCCUUCUCCUUGUUCCUCACUCCUCUUCACCAAAGUUUGAAUCUUGAAUCCUCUAACUAACAAUUUAUUUUCCCCAGUUUGAUUUUUCGUUCCAUUCUUUUGCAUGGCGUACAAAGUGGAUCAUGAAUACGACUACCUCUUCAAGAUCGUGUUGAUCGGGGACUCCGGGGUUGGCAAGUCUAACAUCCUUUCCAGGUUUACGCGAAACGAGUUCUGCUUGGAAUCCAAGUCUACCAUUGGGGUUGAAUUCGCAACCAGAACAUUGCAGGUGGAGGGAAAGACAGUAAAGGCACAAAUAUGGGACACUGCAGGGCAAGAGAGGUACAGAGCAAUCACGAGUGCCUACUAUAGAGGGGCUGUUGGUGCCUUGUUGGUGUACGACAUAACCAAGAGACAAACAUUUGACAAUGUGCAGAGGUGGCUCCGUGAACUAAGGGACCAUGCAGACUCCAACAUUGUUAUCAUGAUGGCUGGAAACAAAUCUGACCUGAAUCAUCUGAGAGCAGUCCCUACUGAUGAUGCUCAAGGUUUGGCCGAGAAGGAAGGUUUGUCCUUUCUAGAAACUUCAGCAUUGGAGGCAUCCAAUGUGGAGAAGGCAUUCCAAACCAUUUUGUUUGAUAUAUAUCAUAUCAUGAGUAAAAAGGCACUGGCGGCACAACAGGCCAAUGCCUCUUCUGGACUUCCCCAAGGAACCACCAUAAACGUCUCCAAUAUGCAAGGUAACACCGCCGCCAGAAGUUGUUGCUCUAACUAGUAAUGUAGAAGAAGAGAGGGAAAAGUAAGGGUUUUCAAAAAAAUGUUAUUCAAAAACACAUGAGGAAUGAAUAGUUGCUGGUUAAAUGCUACCUUUUGUCAGGUUUGUUUUUGAUUCUGUGUAAGAUGUGGGAGGAGGAUGAUCUAUAGUCUUCAACAAUCUCGAUUGAAAAUGAAUGUGACGUUUUAACAAUUCAUGUUCUUUGCUUUGGCGUUUACUGGUUCU